Durusdinium trenchii is the source of this 1857-nucleotide messenger RNA. Lineage: Eukaryota; Dinophyceae; Suessiales; Symbiodiniaceae. The record is from the annotation of a GenBank genome assembly.
AUGACGCUCCGCUCCCAGGUAUCAGUCCCCAUUGAGCACCUUCCUUUCUAUUAUCAAAAAUACUACAAAAAGGCCUUGAACCCAAAAGCUUUCGGCGUGGAGAAUUGCGAGGAGCUGGUGGACCUUGUGCGGGACACAAUACUCAUCACAGGCAAAAGCAAGGUGGUCGAAGCCCAACUCCCAGACGACCUUGAGUCCACGAAUCUCUUUGUGAUGCUGACGGAGGAGAGCCGAAGGGACCGCAAUCGGCGCAUUGACAUGGGAGACGAUUCGGCCAAGCUGAAGAUUCAAACCGGCCAGGUGCGGCCGAAUGCCCAAACGUUAUCGCAGCAAGUGAUGGCUCUGCAGUCGCGGCCACCACGUCCGAAUCCUCCGUAUGAGGUGCGACCUACGUCACCUUUUGCCGAGAAGGGUUACAGUGACAAAGGCUACGGUUGGAAGGGCGGCUAUGGUGGGAAUGAUGGAAAGAGUUACGGGAAAGGCUAUGGCGAUGGAAAGGGCUAUGGCGAUGGCAAGGGGUAUGGCGAUGGCAAGGGCUAUGGCGACGGAAAGGGCUAUGGCGACGGAAAGGGCUAUGGCGAUGGCAAGGGCUAUGGUGGCUGGGAGGGCCGCCAGUACCAAAAUUGGCGCAACUGGUGAGGCAAAACAAAAAGGAACGGGCUCCGAAAAUCUAUCACAACACGACAAAGCAUUAGCAGAACACACUUUUUGCAAUUCUUUUGCUGCGCAAUUGUUCUGGCUCAGUGGGGUACUUGGAACAAUUUUGGGCCGGGUCAGGACCUCAGUGCUGUUUUCAGAAACAUUCGGUGUGUUUCCAAACGUUUCAUUUUGACAGGCCGGACAGGGGCCUUCGGCUGUUGGGGAUCAUGGCCUCUAUGCUGCAGAAAAGAAAAGACAAGAGGACGAACGCAUAACGUUCCUAGUAGCGUCCUUGUUCCUAGUAGUAAGGCCAGGAACCCCUAGUAGCUUCUUGUUACUACUAGUAUAAGGCACUUGUCACUAGAAGCGAUGCACUUGUUCCUAGUAGCUUCUUGUUACUACUAGUAAGGCACUUGUUACUAGAAGCGAUGCACUUGUUCCUAGUAGCGAACAAAAUGUAAACAUGAAAACAUCAAUUGUGUUUUUGGCUUUGCUCAAGUGAAGGACACUUUGUUGUGCGCAGGCCACAAAGCCGGCAGUCUGUGGCAUUGACUUUGGGGCCUCUGAGUCAUAUGUUGCUUACGUCGGCAAGGGCAUUGUAGACAUUGUGCAGAAGGAGGUGUCCAAGCGGGCCACCCCCAACGUUAACCGGCUACAACGACCGGGAGCGGCUGCUAGGGGAUGCCGCCUUGGCGCAGAUCCGCUCCAAUGCCAAGAGCACCUGCAGAAACUUCAAACAUUUGCUCGGGCGAAAACUGGAGUCUCCUGAUCUGAACUAUCGCAAGGCCGCGGAGCAGCCGACGGAGAAGUAUAGCCACAUUGCGAAAGAGAAACUUGAGAAGAUUCUGAACGCUUGCAAAGAGUUAGAGCUUUGGCUCACCGAUGCGCAGAAGAAGCAGGAGGCGAUGCCCAAGUACCAAAAACCAGUGGUAACGUGCUCCGAGAUGGACAAACGAAAUCAGGAAUUGGCCAAGAUGGCCGAUGAGAUUCUCAAGGAGCCAAAACCCAAAGAGGAACCGAAGGAGAUGGAGGUGGAAGCUGAGGACAAAGAGGUGAAAGCGAAAGGGGAUGAAGAUGAAGAAGGCGAAGCAGGCGGAGCAGGCGGAGCAGGCGAUGAAGAUUUGAGACCUCAAGACAUGGAAAUUGACUGAUCGCGCACUCAGCUGAGCGCUGCCGCAUGAUGCGCAGCGAAAUUUGCAUGCAGAGACCCGACCCGAC